Messenger RNA from Brassica oleracea var. oleracea, 2377 nucleotides. RefSeq names its product probable receptor-like protein kinase At5g39020. Gene Ontology annotation, biological process: protein phosphorylation. Gene Ontology annotation, molecular function: ATP binding; protein kinase activity. The transcript is spliced from 5 exons. NCBI's taxonomy places the organism in Eukaryota, Viridiplantae, Streptophyta, Magnoliopsida, Brassicales, Brassicaceae. The record is from RefSeq and is a predicted model, not a curated record.
CAUGAAGGAAAAGUCCAAUUUAACUUCUUCUUUCGCAGACUUUCUUUUAGGAAAAGUCCUAAUAACUAAAGACUGCGAAGGGUAGUCAAAUCCUUAAUUCAUAUUCUACGUUUUUUUUUUUCCGUUUCCAUCUUUCUCUGAAUCAAUGGCCGAUGGAUUGCUGCUAUUGAUAUUCCUUCUCGUUUCAUUUUCGUUCGUCGCAGAAGUAACUUCUAGGAACAUAACCAUAGAAAACAAAUGCGACUAUAGUGUCUGGCCGGGAACCUAUGGCUAUUCGACUAACGGGCCUUCCCUCUCUACCACUGGCUUUCUUCUUAGAAAAGGAGAGGCUCGUGUCAUCAACGUGCCGUCCUCAUGGAGAGGUCGUUUCUGGGGUAGAUCGCUCUGCUCCACCAACUCAACUGGGGGGUUCUCCUGCGUCACGGGAGACUGCCGUUCCGGAAAUAUAGAGUGCUCUGGAGCCUCAUCAACGCCUCCAACGACUCUGGUCGAGCUUUCCCUCGACACUUUUAACGGUCAGGACUUCUAUGACGUAAGUGUGGUCGAUGGUUACAAUCUCCCAGUGAUAAUUGUGCCGCAGCAUCCCCAGCGUGGCCAAAGUUGCAUCAGCGUUGGUUGCGUGGUCAACCUGAAUAAAACGUGUCCACGGGAGCUUAAGGUAGGCGGGGACCAGCCAGUGGCUUGCAUGAGUGCCUGUCAGGCAUUCAACUCGUCAAUUUUCUGUUGCACCAAUUCAACGGAGAAAUGUCAAGCGACGCUUUACUCGCAGAACUUCAAGAGGGAAUGCCCACUGGCUUAUAGCUAUGCUUUGGACGAUCAAACCACCGCCUUCACAUGCGCAAACUCACCUAACUAUGUCGUUACGUUUUGUCAGUCGACUAUUCCGAACGCGACCAAUAGUUCAGUGGCCAAGUCUCCAUUUCCAGCUCAAACACCCUCAAAUGGAUCCUCAAAAUCUCCAUUUCCUGCCCCGACAACUCUUGAACCUCCCUCACCGUCUCAACCUUCCAAGGAAGCUACUACAAGAGCAAAACAGAAAAUAUCAUGGAAGUUAAAACUCAUACUCGGACUGUCAGCGGUUUCAGUUGUGGUGAUCAUUGUUAUAGUUGCGGUAAUAGUGAGAGCACGGAAUGCAAGAAAAAGUGAAUGGAGUGUCGAAAAUAUUGACGCAGUUGUAAUGAUGAAACGAUAUAGUUACGAAAAAGUCAAGAAGAUGACAAACUCAUUUGCGCAUGUUCUUGGGAAAGGAGGAUUUGGAACUGUCUACAAAGGAAAAUUACCUGAUGGAAACCAUGAUGUUGCAGUGAAGAUUUUACUGGAGUCAAAGGGGAAUGGAGAAGAGUUUAUCAAUGAAUUAGCUAGCAUGAGUAGAACAUCUCAUGUCAAUAUUGUUUCUUUACUUGGAUUCUGCUAUGAAGGAAACAAGAGAGCUAUAAUCUAUGAGUUCAUGCCAAAUGGAUCCCUCGACAAGUUUAUUUCCGAGAAUAUGUCAGCGAAGCUGGAAUGGGAAUAGUUAUACGACAUUGCAUUAGGUGUCUCUCGCGGCCUAGAGUAUUUGCAUAAUCGUUGUAUAUCAAGGAUUGUGCAUUUCGACAUAAAGCCGCAAAACAUACUCAUGGACAAAGAUCUCUGUCCCAAGAUUUCAGAUUUCGGUCUUGCUAAGCUGUGCAAAAACAAAGAGAGCAUCAUUUCAAUGCUAGACGCGAGAGGGACUGCAGGAUAUAUUGCUCCUGAAGUGUUUUCUAAGAAUUUUGGAGGAGUUUCGCAUAAGUCAAAUGUAUAUAGUUAUGGGAUGGUGGUUCUUGAGAUGAUUGGAGCAAUGAAUAUAGAAAACGUUAAACAUUCUGGAUCAAACAAUAGUUCAAUGUACUUUCCAGAUAGUAUCUAUAAGGAUCUCGAGAGGGGAGAAAUCAUGAGGAUUUUUGGAGGUCAGACAACCGAAGAUGAAGAGAAAAUUGCAAAGAAAAUGGUAUUGGUUGGUCUAUGGUGUAUUCAGACCAAUCCAUCUCAUCGUCCAGCAAUGAUGAAAGUCAUUGAAAUGUUAGAGGGGAGUUUAGAGGCUCUCGAGGUUCCACCUAAACCUCUCUUGUGUUUACCUGCAACAGUUGCAGAAACAACUGAAGGUAGUAAUGAGACUUCAAGCUUCGCUAACUCAAGUCAGUUUGAAAGAGGUACUCUCCAAGCUACUGAAGAUACUUUACGAUUUUCCAACAAAGAAGUUCAAAUACCUAUUACAGGAUCAGCUACCGAAUAGAGUGAAUCUCUUACGUCCAAUAUUUUUAGAUCUUGAGAUAUUCCUGUCGGCUGUUUUAAUAGAAUUCAUAUUCGAUUGUUCUCACUCUAAUAGUAUGAAAUUAUGUAUUUAAGACCAGUUCAA